Molecule: messenger RNA, 2009 nt
Organism: Harpegnathos saltator (Jerdon's jumping ant)
Lineage: Eukaryota; Metazoa; Arthropoda; Insecta; Hymenoptera; Formicidae
Product: UDP-glucuronosyltransferase
Exons: 4
Coding region: 358-1974 (538 amino acids)
Molecular function (GO): UDP-glycosyltransferase activity
Source: RefSeq, a predicted model, not a curated record
GCUUCCCCACGGUUCUUCAGUAUCGUGUGGUAUCUUCGUAAGAGUAACCGUGCGCGGAGAGUUGAGAACGACCGAGUGGAACAAUUGUUCGUUCCACAAGUGUUCUCAUAGCAAUGCUGAUGGAAUACAGUUCGGAUAUUGUUGGUGUGCUCGCGAAAUUGGUGUAAAGCUUUUAUACCGAAGAAGAUUAUUAAUGUCUCUCCGACUUGUGUAUUCUCGUGCCAAGAUUAUCUCAUGUUCUUUUCAAAACUACCGAGUUCAGUUUUUUUUUUUGUAAAGCAGAUAUUUUUGAUUAACGAUCCGCGAACAGAGAGAUUAAUGAUCCCGGGUUGACCGUGCACGUGCCUUCGACACACGAUGAAGAUUACGGCGGCGUCGUUGACCGUGAUCGCCUGUUUGCUCGGUGCGGUCGAUGGAGCCAGGAUACUGGCGGUAUUUCCCUUGCAUGUGAAGAGCCACUACAACGUGUAUGAGCCGCUGCUGAAGAGGCUCUCCGCGAGAGGUCACGAGAUCGUCGCGGUGACGCACUUCCCUCAGAGGAUUCGCCUGGCCAACUUCACCGACGUGGACAUUUCGUCCAGUCUGCCGAGUAUGGUUGGCACUCGUCCGUUCAACGACAUACAAAAUUACACGAUUUGGCAGAAUAUUAGGAACCUGCCCUACCGACACGGCGUCGAAAUCUGCGAGCCGGUGCUGAAGCAUCCGGAAGUGAAGAGGAUCAUCGAGACGCGGCAGCGCUUCGAUUUGCUCGUGAUCGAGAUUUUUGCCACCGAUUGCUUCUUGAGCUUCGCUCAUGCUUUAAGCAUACCCAGAGUAGUUGGCGCCAUCAGCAGUGUCACGUUGCCGUGGUCGAACGAGAUCCUGAGGAAUCCGGAGAAUCCGAGUUACAUCCCCAAUUGGUUCAGCCCUUAUACCGGCAGAAUGAGUUUUCUUGAAAGGUCGAUUAACACGGCUGGUCUACUCAUCACCAAACUGGCUUAUAGGAUAUUUUCCGACGGGCCGAGCUAUGAGAUCGCGAGAAAGUACUUCGGGGACGAUUUGCCCGACUUCGACGUCCUUCGGUCCAGGAUAUCGUUGAUCCUGACGAACGGGCAUCCGGCCGUGAGUGUAGCGCGUCCUCUGGCGCCAGGAUUUAAGGAAAUCGGAGGUAUUCAUAUCCCGAUAUCGGGUCCGCAGCCAGUGGCCGUGGAUCUUCAGGAUUAUCUGGACUCGCAUGGCGAGAACGGUGUUAUUUACUUUAGUCUGGGAUCUCUAAUGGACCCGUCCACUAUGCCGAAGCAGGUGUUUGCCGCCCUUUACCGGGCAUUCGAGCAAGUACCGCAGCAAAUACUGUGGAAAUGCGCCGAACGGAGUAUGCCCUCCCCGCUGCCGCGCAACGUUAAGUGCGUCGAAUGGAUGCCGCAGCUCUCCGCAUUGUGCCACCCGAAUACGCGACUCUUCAUCACUCACGGAGGGAUGCUGGGGAUACAAGAAGCGGUUUAUUGUGGGGUGCCGAUCUUAGGAAUGCCCCUCUACGGCGAUCAGCACUUGAACAUGGCCUACUUGGUGGAAAAGGGACUGGCGCUGCGCUUGAAUUUCCAGGACUUUUCGUACGAGCAGUUGCGGAGCAAUUUGAAUGAACUGCUAACGAACAAGAGUUACACGGAAAUGGCACAGAAAGCUUCCUUUGAAUUUAAAGAUCGCCCGAUGCCGCCAUUAGAGAAAGCCGUUUAUUGGGUGGAACACACGCUUCGCCACGAUGCGAAUUUUUUAAAAAUGGGAGCUACGGAAUUAACGUGGUAUCAGUAUCUGCUGCUGGACGUUGCUUUGGUAAUAACGCUCAUAGGAGUGUUUACAGUUUGGUUAAUUUAUGUGGUGUUCCGUCCGUUGUAUUAUAAACGGAAAAGAAUUAUUAUUAAUAGAAGAAGCAAUGUGCUAAAGAAAAGUGAUAUCGUAAAUAAAAAAAGUGUUUUCAUAAAUAAAAAAGUACAUUAACUUUUGAAAAAUACUAAUUUUUUUGUAAAAUUAGA